CUGACUGAAAAGCACAGCAGGCAACCCAGGGAAAGAGCCCUCAGCCCGGCUGAUCUCGCCUUCCCACCCCUUUAACCGCCACCUUCAACCCUGCCAGAAAAUCAUGGCAAGCCCAAGAACCAGGAAGGUUCUUAAAGAAGUCAGGGUGCAGGAUGAGAACAAUGUCUGUUUUGAAUGUGGUGCAUUCAAUCCCCAAUGGGUGAGUGUGACCUAUGGAAUUUGGAUCUGCCUGGAAUGCUCAGGAAAACACCGAGGCUUAGGAGUUCACCUUAGUUUUGUGCGCUCUGUUACAAUGGAUAAAUGGAAGGACAUUGAACUAGAGAAGAUGAAAUCUGGUGGAAAUGCCAAAUUUCGAGAAUUCCUGGAGUCUCAAGAUGAUUAUGAUCCAUGUUGGUCAAUGCAUGAGAAAUAUAAUAGCAAAGCUGCUGCUCUUUUUAGAGAUAAGGUGGCUACUUUAGCUGAAGGCAAAGAAUGGUCUCUUGAAACAUCAUCUGCCCAAAACUGGACUCCACCUCAGCCCAAGAUGGCACUAUCUUCAGCUCACCGUAGUUCUGCUGGCCAAUCUCAAAAUGCAACUGCCUCUUCAGAUAAAGCCUUUGAAGACUGGUUGAAUGAUGAUAUCAACUCUUAUCAAGGAGGCCAAGAGAAUCGCUAUGUUGGGUUUGGUAACACAGUGCCCCCUCAGAGAAAAGAUGAUGACUUCCUCAAUAAUGCCAUGUCAUCCCUGUACUCGGGUUGGAGCAGUUUUACAACUGGGGCAAGCAAAUUUGCCUCAGCUGCUAAAGAAGGUGCUACAAAAUUUGGAUCUCAAGCAAGUCAAAAGUUCUGGGGCUACAAGCAGCAGCCAGAGCCGGCCUCAGAGUUAGGUCACAGUUUAAAUGAAAAUGUUCUCAAACCUGCACAGGAAAAGGUGAAGGAGGGAAAGAUUUUUGAUGAUGUUUCCAGUGGGGUAUCUCAUUUGGCGACUAAGGUUCAGGGUGUUGGCAGUAAGGGAUGGCGAGAUGUCACUACCUUCUUUUCAGGGAAAACAGAUGACUCUACAGAAAGACCACCUGAGGGCAAAAGCUACCAGAACAGCAGAGGGGAGAACUAUCAGAACAGUGCUGUGGAUCAAAGCUUCUGGGAAACCUUUGGAACUUCUGAGCCAUCUAAACCCCAUAAAUCACCAAGCAGCGACAGCUGGACAUAUGCGGACAAUUCCACAGAGAAGAAGAGCUCUGAUAGCUGGGACGUCUGGGGUUCAGGGACUGUCUCCAACAACAAGAACAGUAACAGCGACAGCUGGGAAAACUGGGAAACCACCUGGGAAGGUGCAGGAGGGGAGGGCAAGAACAAAAAAGGCCCCAAGAAGGCCCCCAAAGCAUCAGCAGCAACUGAUGAAGGUUGGGAUAAUCAGAACUGGUAGGACUCUGCCUCUGCAGUGGAGGAAGAGGGCUGAUGAGAAAAAUUACCAACACAGAUUUAUUUGGUGGUUAGCCCGUUGUCUUUAGCCUUUUGUAUUCUUUCUUCCAUUCCACCUGAAAAAAAACACACAAAAACUUGUCAGCCCGAACACAGACAAUUUCUUUUAGGUAUUUCUUGCCAGUUUCAACUGAACCUCAGUGCUCCAAUCACCAGGACUAACAAUUAUAGGUGUGCCAUCUGAAACUGGUUAAUGUUCUGGAAAUGUCAUGUCAAAGAAACAAAUUCAGUGCAAGCAUAUUCUUAUGACUCAGUAUUGCAUGUCUCUUUUCCUGUCUUCAUUCAUUUGAAUGAGGUGCUAGAAAGAAUCUGGGGUAGUAAAUGGCAUAUUUUCAACAAACGGCCACUGAAAGAACUGCAGUUUUUGAAAUGAAAAAGAUUUAUUGAAAUAAUAGUUCAACUCAAGAAGCCAUCUUCCUGAAUUACUAGGAUUGAAUGAAAUGAAAUAGGGGGGGAUGCUUUUGAUGCAAGAUAUAUUAAUAUAUUGCAGUCCUUUUUUAAAUUUUAAAAAAAGUUUAUCUUCAUUUUAAAGCUUUCUUGAGGGAAAAAUUGCUGAAGGUAGUUGGAAUUUGAGAAACCAAUACCAAGACCAACAUUCAGGUUUUGCUGCCCUGGCCUCAUUGAGCUGUUAAGAAUGCCUACACUGCCUGUGUGAUCUUAUUCUUUCAUUUAGGAUUUCAAGGUUUUUCCCAGUGCUCACCCUCCAGAAUCUGAUCAUGGGAAGCUAGUACUUUAAAAAGAAGCAAGGAGCGUUCUCUUUCACCUGUAUUACUUCUUUGUUUCACCUGUAAAUCUUAUUUUACAGAAUGUAGAUGCAAAUAUAUGCAAACCCUAUUCUUGGAGCUUUGUUUACUCAUCUUCGUAUAUUUGAACUUUAAAUCAGUGCUGAUACCGUAGAAUGAUUAAGUCAUGGACUUAUCAAGUCAUAAGAUGUGUUAAAUUUUUUUGCAUAUGAAUUUAAUAGUACUGGUGGAAUUUUCUCUCAGGCUAAGAAGUCCUUGCGUUUGCGUCAUUAAUUACUGAGCAGUGGCACCUUUUAUUUUCCCCUGCCUUUCUGCUCUGUUUUUCUUCCAUAACACAGGUUUUCAUUUCUUGUUUUGGAUAGAAUGUUGUUGGGCAGUUUUUCUGACAGCAUGCAUAUCUGGACAGAUUACAUUGUGGUGGGGGAAGGAACAGCUUGUGCCCAUGUCAGUUAAGAUACUCUAGCUAACUUUUUCUUAAUUCAGUUUUCAGGGAUGUAAGCCCCCAUUUUGUAGGGGAACUAUCUCCUUUCUCUAGGUAUUUUGCAGCUGUUAGAGUUUUCACUGUUUUGCAUUAUUAGUAUACUGCAGUAGUGAAACCCAUUUAUACCCUCAAUCAUGGUGCCAUGGGCAAAAUUCCUCUCCUAGGAAAAAAUUGUAAAAUCAUCUACUGCUGUCACUUUAUGAAAGUUUGAGAGAUUCCAAGAAAACCUUUAAAGUGAAGAAUGAGAUGAUAUUGAUAAUCUGAGUAAGCCAGUUUAGUUUCUGCCAGUAAGUAGUGAGGAUAUGAGCCUUAAAAAUGUUCAGUAAACUUACAAACGAAAUAGAAACUCGAGUCAGUUUUUGGCCUCAGAUUGCACCUGGAUUUUAGUAUUUUAAAGAAAUUACAUCAUUUCAUGUAGACUUGUAUUUUACCUUCUUUCUAUCAUCAUAAUUAAGUUAUUGUUUGCCUUGUUUACUUUAAGGUGGGAAUUUUUUUUUUACAAUUGUUGUUUCUACCUCCUAUGUUUUAGGCAUCCCCUGUUUCACUGUUGUUAUUGAAACCUAAUCAUGAGCCAAUUCUUGUUUGUUCAUUUUGAGUUUUACUCAGGGUCUUGUUGCCCUAACUAUAUUAAAGCACACUCUUAUUUAUGGAUCAUUCUUCCCAGCACCUCUAUUCUUCACAUUUGAUCUUUCUUAAAGUGCAAAGCCGAGUGAUAUCUCAAGACUGAUGUUCACUAUUCUUAUAAUGGCACUAGUUUUUCCAAGAAUCUCAAUUCCUAUAGGAAUGCCUUAAUUAUUUCCCCCUUUUCUCAUUUCGUCCUAAGCCAUCAAAGUUUAAUUGCAUGUUUAACAUGAGAUAACUUUGCCUCUUACCUUUUUGCAUCUACCCGUUUGCUCUUAUCACUUGACUGCAGAAUUUACAAACAGUAUUGCAUGUGUUCUUGAAAGCCGUGUUGUGGAACUUAUAUAUGAAGUGGUUGUUUUCCCAGUCAAGACUAGCAGUAUAUCUGUUGUUUGGUGGUGGUAGCAGUUGUCAUGUCUGACAAAAUCCUGGCUGGGUCGUCUAAUUACUGCUGAAGUUGUUACUAUCUAAAAUAAUACAUUGCCACUUCAGCUUCCUGUGUCCUAUUUUAUUACUGUUUUGUCAAUGACUUGAAUCAGUUUACUGCAGUAGGGAAUGCAAUUAAUAAUUUCUCUUGCAUGCUUUUUAAGUUUUGUUGAAACAUUCCAUUUCUUAAUUCCCAUAAGUGUAUAUUAAUAUUUAACCCUUUUAUUAACUCAUAUUUCCAGGAUUGACAAAUCUUAAUUUUUUUCAUGGAAACUAUUAUUUUCACCAGCAAUUUGGUGAAGACUCAUGCCUCAGUUUGGCACAUUUUGAAGACAGUGAUGGUUUCCCGGGGAUAUAAUGAGCCCCUGAGCUGUACAGUUGCAGUAAGAGGCCUGGUCAUUAUUACAUAUUGCUUUAGGAUAUGUUUGUUUAACAAUUGGAAAGAAAAUGAGGGUUCUGCAGUUAAGUGAAUGAGGUGUGUGUUAUUCCAGUUUUUUUUUCAAGCAAGGGAAACACUAUUUCCUUCUCUCUUUAGAGGAGAAAAGAACAAAAGAAAUUGAUGUACCUUUUGAAGACUGAGAAGUCUUUGAAAUCAGUUGCCUUUUUAGAGCUCCAAAUAAGUUGAGCAUGGAGUCCCAAUCUAAUUUCUAGAGUACAUUCUAAUAAAUAUUCUGAGAAAAAUAAAAAGGACCUGAUUGGAAUUUACAACUGUUUUGGCCAAAAGGCCAUGGAUUACGUGGUUGAAGAUUACGUGACCCUUUGGCUGCAGGAUAUUAGGUCCAGAAAAAGGUUUGAGAUGCAGUGGAUAUAUGAGAGAGGUGGUACUGUUGCUGAUUGUUUUGAAUCCUCCUUUGGAUGAUUGAGGCCUUGUUUUUUUAGUGUUCCAUUCAAACUCUUGCAACUACAGUUAAGUAAAGUAUCCCAAAGAGAGCUCUAAUUAAGACAAACUUGUCUGUCAUGGAUUAACACUCACCAGUGUUCCAUUGUUACUGCUCAGUAAUGUUUCUCCCUUUAAUAGAUCCAGUAGUAGCAUAGAAUCUCUGAAAGCAGUUUGUAGUCAGGUGUUCAAAUUAUGUGCCGUUUUCUAGAGGCAUGCUGCACCUAUGUUCUUGCAUUACCAAGCCAGUCAUAUAGUACUAAGGUUUCACAUUUCUUCUCUCAUACUUUUGUGACAGGUUGGGGGGACUCUUCUGUGUUCUUAAAUUUUAGCAAGUGCUUGACCUAUUCCCCUCCAUCAUUGGAUCUGAAGGAUAAUGCUGCUGCUUUUUUGUUUUCCAGUCCAGACAUUGUAACAUUCCUCCGGUAGGUGAUGUGUUUGUUAGUGUAAUAAUAAUCAGUGCAAUAUCUUAAAUGUAGUUGAACACCCUCCCCUCCUUUGUUGUCUAAUCCGGGAAGCAGAUUUAAAGAUACAGUGUUCCUUUUCGUGAUCUGAGUAGCUGACAAAAGGAUUUUACAAGAAGUUAUGUACCGCCUUGAACAAAAAGAUAUCAGGGUAUUUGUAUUAGCCGUCAAGAAGGGGUUGAUCCGGUUUCCAAAGUGCUGGAAUAGAGUGGGUCCAAGGUGGCUUUAUAGGGUGUGACAGAAGAGUACCACUCUUGCCUUUUAAAUGUCAGCUGAGUGAUUUAAAUGUAUUUGGAGGAGGAGUUGCUGUAACUUUAAUAUUCCUGAUAUGUUUGUGUUGUGCAAGGACAUGAAAAUUUCGGUGACUAGUAACUCUGUAAUGUAAGAGUGCUAUUGGACUUAAACUGCAGUGUCAUCUUUUAAAUGAGAAUUAAAAUAAAGCAAAGAGAAAUAGA
Messenger RNA from Tachyglossus aculeatus (Australian echidna), 5528 nucleotides. It is a transcript of the gene ARFGAP1, whose product is annotated as ADP ribosylation factor GTPase activating protein 1. NCBI's taxonomy places the organism in Eukaryota, Metazoa, Chordata, Mammalia, Monotremata, Tachyglossidae. The transcript is spliced from 14 exons. Bases 104 to 1405 code for a protein of 433 amino acids. Gene Ontology annotation, cellular component: Golgi membrane. Gene Ontology annotation, molecular function: GTPase activator activity. Gene Ontology annotation, biological process: regulation of endocytosis; regulation of ARF protein signal transduction. The record is from RefSeq and is a predicted model, not a curated record.